AUGAUGCAAGGUGUGUCUGGUGUUGAGAGGGAUGUUAUGAAGUCAGUGUCAGUGCAGGUGGGAGAUUGUGUGACAUUAAACCCUGAAGUUACUGAAAUACCGAGAAAUGAUGACAUUGUGUGGAUGUUUGGAGAGUCUCGCAUAGCUCAAAUCAAAGGAGACACUAGAGAGAUCUCUACAUCUUCGGGUGAUAAUUUGGGAUUCCAAGACAAACUGGAUCUGGACAAGCAGACUGGAUCUCUGACCAUCAAGAACAUCAGAUCUGAACAUGGUGGACUUUAUAAACUACAGAUUAGGAGUACAACUCCUAUAAAAAGGGAAUUCAAUGUCAGUGUCGUCGAUAUGUCUGGUGUUGAUACAGAUGGACUGAAAUCAUUGUCAGUUUUGAAGGGAGAUACUGUCCCUCUGUUUGUUGGUGUGACUAAAAUACAGAAAAAUGAUCAGAUAAGGUUGAAGUUUGAAGAUCAAGUCAUCUUUGUUAAUCACUUAUACAACUCUGUUGAUGGGAGCUGGAGUAACAUUCUUCUGAACAGUGAGACCGGAGACCUCAUCAUCAGUAACAUCCAAAGCAAUCAUUCUGGAAAUUAUGAAGCGGAGAUGAACACCAGCAGUGUGAUCAUACACAGAAGAUUUAAAAUUGAUGUUAGUGCAGAUGCAUUCAAAGUAUCAGGGACUACAGGAGGUUCUGUUACUCUACACACUAAUGUUACCAUAAUAUGGGGAAAAGAUCAAAUAGUGUGGAAGUUUAAAGAUCAAGUUAUCCCCGCUGUUCCCUUAAACACUGAGAAGAGAAACUGGAGCUGGAGAAAUAUUCAUCCGAAUUAUACCACCGGAGACCUCAUCAUCAAUAACAUCCGCAGCAAUCAGUUUGGGGUUUAUGAAGUGGAGAUCAAACGCAACAGCCUUAUUUUCUUACACAGAAAAUUCUGUGUUGCUGUUG
Molecule: messenger RNA, 940 nt
Organism: Labeo rohita (rohu)
Lineage: Eukaryota; Metazoa; Chordata; Actinopteri; Cypriniformes; Cyprinidae
Exons: 4
Source: RefSeq, a predicted model, not a curated record